AUGGCUGCCUUGUGGGAGAACAACGGGCAGAUGGGUCAGUUUCCAUUAGAACAAUGGUUUUAUGAGAUGCCCCCAGUGACGCGGUGGUGGACCGUGGCCACGGUGGCUACCUCUGUACUGGUACAGUGCCACAUUGUGACUCCAUUCCAGCUCUUCUACAGCUUCCGCACCGUCUAUGCCAAAUCGCAGUACUGGCGUCUCCUAUCCACAUUUCUCUACUUCGGCCCACUAAACCUUGACCUCUUAUUUCACGUCUUCUUCUUACAACGCUACUCACGUCUUCUGGAAGAAUCCUCUGGUCGCUCCCCGGCUCAAUUCACCUGGUUGAUCGUCUACGCCUGCUCUUCGCUGCUGUUGAUAUCGCCAUUCCUCUCGUUACCAUUCCUCGGAACCGCACUGUCUUCCAGUCUCGUUUAUAUCUGGGCGAGACGGAAUCCAGAGACUCGACUCAGUUUCCUCGGCCUGCUCGUCUUCACAGCUCCAUAUCUCCCGUGGGUGUUGAUGGGCUUUAGUCUAGUCAUGCAUAAGAUGGUGCCCAAGGAUGAACUUUGUGGCGUUGUCGUGGGCCAUGUCUGGUACUUUUUCAAUGAUGUUUAUCCCACUCUUCAUGGUGGUCAUCGUCCUUUUGAUCCGCCGAGAUGGUGGCGGCGGUUGUUUGAGGGCAAUCUUGAUGCAGAAGAGCGAGAACGCCCCGGCCCCACUGAUGCGACCGUCAAUCAAGAGUUUGCUGCCGCCGCCGCCGCACCCGAGGUCCGAUAA
Penicillium waksmanii is the source of this 759-nucleotide messenger RNA. It is a transcript of the gene derA, whose product is annotated as putative ER-associated proteolytic system protein Der1. NCBI's taxonomy places the organism in Eukaryota, Fungi, Ascomycota, Eurotiomycetes, Eurotiales, Aspergillaceae. Gene Ontology annotation, biological process: endoplasmic reticulum unfolded protein response. Gene Ontology annotation, molecular function: ubiquitin-specific protease binding; misfolded protein binding. Bases 1 to 759 code for a protein of 252 amino acids. The record is from RefSeq and is a predicted model, not a curated record. The transcript has a single exon. Gene Ontology annotation, cellular component: Hrd1p ubiquitin ligase ERAD-L complex; endoplasmic reticulum membrane.